GAGCUGAGCGCGUGUGUCAUAUGAGCCCAGUAGCAAAGAAACGCACCAGAGCCGAACAUCUAAUGGAUCAAUCUCAGCGAGUUUACUGACUGGAUCCUGUGUAUGUGUGUGUGUGGCAGCAGCUUCUGGACUGAGUGAUUGCCCCGCUGCGAUACACACUUGGUAACGCAGAGUCACCUGGAGAGUUUUUUUUUUUCUUUUUCUAGAAGUGAAGUGAAGACGCGCAGCGAUGACAGCCGAGUUUGCUUUUCUUCGAAGUGACUGAGAGCCGCAUCUCGCUGCGCCGCAUCCGAUCUGACUGACUGAGCCUUGUGUGAGGAUGCAAAGGAGAUCCAGGAUGAAUCCCGCUGUCAUUGCAGUGUUGCUUGUUGUGGCUGGGGCUCUGGCCAAUCAGGAGGAUUGUUUGUCGGGCCAGUAUACAACCAGUGGUGAAUGCUGCGAGCAGUGCCAGCCCGGUGAGGGCGUCAUCAAACCAUGUGGAGACACACAGACUGUCUGUGCACCCUGCCUUGACAGUGAAACCUUCUCAGAAAACUUCAGUCACACAGAGAAAUGUCAGCCCUGCACAGUCUGCACAGGUCUACUCCGCAUGAAGGCGCCCUGCACAGACUCUAACGACGCCACCUGUGUGUGCAACUAUAACUACUACAUGGAUGAACUCUCUCAGCGGUGUGAACCCUGCACCAAAUGUCCUUUGGGCCAGGGCAUGCUGCUGAGCUGCGAGUUUGACCAUGACACGAUGUGUGAGGAGUGCACCGUGGACACGUACUCGGACCAGGAAAGUUCUCGGGAGCCCUGCAUCCCCUGCACCACCUGUGAUGAUGGGGAAAUGUUAACACCCUGCACACCUAUCUCUGAUACAGUUUGUCAAGCUCCCACAGUUUACGAUGAUUCAGUGUCUCCCACAAACUAUACAAGCAACUUCACGCCCGUGUAUGGAGAAUAUGAUGAAACAGACGACCUCCCACCAAGUACUCCAGACACCACCACCACCGUCACUAAUGGUGAUUCCAAAGAGCCGAUCCACCAUCUGAAUGACAAACUCAUCCCCAUUUACUGCUCCAUCCUGGCUGCUGUUGUGGUCGGCCUAGUGGCCUUCAUCAUCUUCAAGAGGUGGAACAGCUGCAAGCAGAACAAGCAAGGUGCCAACAACUGCACAGCCAACCAGAACCAGACGCCGUCACCUGAGGGCGAGAAGCUGCACAGUGACAGCGGCAUUUCUGUGGACAGCCAAAGUCUGCAGGAGCAGCAGGGCCAGACUCAGGCACAGACAGUCGUCACCAUGGAUGAAGAGCCUUGUUUGCUCCUUCCUCUCCACACCAGAGAGAAAGUAGAGAAGCUGCUGUACAUGGGCAGCGAAGGAGACGACUGCAACCACAUGGAAGACAGUGACUGGUGCAACCUGGCGGGCCUUCUGGGAUACGAGGAGGAGCGAAUCGCCACCUUCCGACAGGAAGAGCAUCCUGUCCGCGCGCUCCUGUCUGACUGGGCGAGCAAGGACUGCGCCAGCAUCGACACGCUGUGCACGGCACUGCGCAAGAUCAACCGUGACGACAUCGCCCAGAGUCUGGUGCUGAGCCCGAGUGCUGUAAAGCCCACCGCCACUUCUGUAGUGUGAUUUAAGCUUAACAGUGAGCAAACCACCUGAACCUUAAUCUUAAUAUUCCUCCAUGGCCUCCCUCUCACCAUAAUUCAUGCCACAACCGCUGUAAGCUAUUCCCUCAUGAAGCCAGCAGUCAAAUCUCAACAAUUGUUUUAUGUUCAGUGAAAGGAUGAGACAGGGAGAUUCCAGUAAUUAGACAAAAACUGAAUUAUCACCAUACCUAAUCAAGCCAAAAUCCUUCACAUAGCCAUCAGGAUGUCCUCAUAAUAGUUCAUUCUCGCAUUUUAAAAUCAACACAGUAUAAGGCCUAUGUGGAAGGAAAUUGUCUAUAAACAUUCCAUAUGUGUGCCUGGAUAUCCCCCUGCUUUUCCACACCACCACGGAGCAGCAGUGCGCUUUUUAGACUUAAUUCAGUGUGGAUACCUGGCUCUUUCAUUCCUACAACUCCGAUCCUCUGCGUCUUCACUCAUUGUCAGUUUGUCCCUUACUUUUAACAUUCAAAAGCCAGUGUUGUAUCUUUAAAUGUUACUUUACAAAUCUACGCUACCAAAGAGAAGUAAACGUCUGGAGACCAUACCUGACAAGCAACAUUAUUUACAUGCCAUGCUAGAUUUUUUGAAUUUAAGUUGUCAAAUGGCUUGAUGUGGCCUGCAUACCACAGAGGAUCCGGACCUUUGCAAAAUAUGACAACCUGAGGAAGGAUGCUUGGAUGCUUUUCAAAUGAACCUGUUCUCCUUCAGCAAAAAGAAAAGUCCAGCUAUUUACUCUUAUUUUAAAUACUUGUAUUACUUUCAAGACAUUGCGCUGCAGCACACAUGGAAGUAAUCAGCGGCUCUUGCAGACUCUUCCUUUUUCCGACAAGUGCUAUCAGAGCCACUGGCUGAACUUUGUCAACUAGGUGGUCUGCGGGGCAGGUCGUUGACCGAGGCAACAUGAGACACUGCUCUAUGUCCUCGGGCCUAUCUGCAUAACACAGGAGCCCCCACACAGACUCCUUCAUACUGACCCAGAAAAGGGAAGGACAUGGAAUUCAAACCUUGAGUCACCACGUGUAUACUGUGUGUACAUAGGCAGACACCAUGCACAUACCAUGCAUACAUACACACACGCAGUCAUACAGUAUGUAACCAUGCAUGCAUGUACAAUACAAACACACACGCACACAGAUCAUGUAUACAUUUACAUUCUUACUCAUUGUAGAGGACGGAGAACUUCAGAUCCUGCCAUAUACUGUGUGAAACACUCUCAUGAGCGGACCAUGUACGGAUGCAGCCACCUAGAAUUUCCUCUCACAUCCGAUGGACUUUCGGCUGCUAGUCAGUUACCAGUCAACUCCCAGCCAUAUAAUCAUCAUACAUACUCUGUCUGGGGGGAAAACUCUCUCAUAUACAUCAAAUAUAAUAAGAACAGCUAAUUUCAGGCACAGUAGAUCGCUUCAGCUUCCAUAAUCACUAUCAUAAUCUGUCUGGUAAAUAUACAACUGGUCUUGCUUAGGGGUGUUACGAGUUGGCCUCAUGUUCACUACAGCAUUGAAGGGAAUUUCAUUCCAGCCAAGGACCUGGAAAGGUCCCAGCGGGGAUCCACGACGGACCUGCCUGGGCCGUAUCACUGAGUAAUGGGAAAUUCUAGGUGGCUGCAUCUGUAUUGUUUAAUCUCAUUAUUAGUAGCCAAUUUAAGGUAACUCUGUGACUUUAGAAACUGUGUCUAAAAUCUAUAUAAUUUGCCGUGUGUGCUAUAGAUGGUGAAAUGCUACCUUAACCGUAAAAAGCAUGCAGGAACUAGCAACUCACUGUCAGCCAGCGCACAAAUUCCAACCCAAAAAAAACACACAGAACAAUCAGGAUGCAAAACAAAAACCCAGGGUUUUCUAUCUUGUUUGCUUUAUUUCUCAGGGUAUCUUCAAAGAUUGUGUUACUACAUCGAUAUUACACUUUUUGCACCCUCGAUAGACACUGUGUUUAUCCACGGCAGUGAUUCUUGCGACUGACAAUCCUUCAAACAGGUGAAUAAGCGAGGGGAAACCUGCCAGAGAGGAAAGAAAAAGGGUGUCUUGUUUCCUCAUUGUUUGCAACAAUGACCCCUGGAUAAAAGGCAAGUCAGUGGAGACAUAAGUCAAAGGAUGUGGGAUGAUCAGACAGAGGGAAAGCGGAAAAGUUUCGGAUUACUUCAAUGUAAAGGUGAAACCCAGGAUUCAGCGUUUGCAUUAAUCAGCUUGUUUAAGUAUAAGCAUGCAUUACUCUGCUCAUUGAACAUCGUGCUGUGCUGCACCGAUUUGGUCUGAAUUUGUCAAAGCAUACUUUAUGUACUCUGCUGCCAACUGAGGAACCCUAACACCGAUUUGUUUUCUUUCUUUCUGGAGAAAGUAUUUGAAGGAGCAAAAAGUUUACUGUGCUAACGUAUGUAUAUCACCAACUUCAUCUGUUACAUUCAGGUACAGAUUGUACAUUGUUACUAACCACUAGCAUACUGAGCUUCAUGCUGUAGUAUUACUUUAAAUGAAGGUAUUCUCACUAAAAGUUGUAUUUUAAUGCCCACAUAACAACUGUAAAUGGUAUUAUGUUAUUGUCCUAUAUUCUUAAAUGUGUCAUUAUGUCUGAUUUGCAUCACAAGUGCCUGGGAACUAUUUCAGGUGUCUGAUGUUGUACAUUUGUUGUUUUUAGCUGUUUUUUGUAAGUAUAUUUCCAUUAGUUGUCCUUUUUUAGCCUGUAAAUAAUUUGUCUUUUUCUAGUUUUUAUUUUAGUUAAAGCCAAGACUCUAUGGUACAAUAUCUAUGUGAAUGGGGUGUUGUUACGAUAUCAAUGCUAUGCUAGUUUAAAAGGGUAAGAAGGGCAAAAGGAAGGUCGAUUCCAUUGUGAGGUACUUUCAACAAAUUACUCACCAUCAGGAGUAUUCAUGCAGUGUGUCAUUCAAGGGACACUUACGUACUUUUUUAACCUGGACCCUAUUUUCCCAUGUUUUUAUGGCUAACUGACAAAUGGAAGCAACAGUUUUUGAAAUUGGUUCAGUAUUGAGAGAGAUUGUUGCGACCAGUAGCCAUAAAACUGGCAGCAAUGUAAUCUUCGGUGCACCAUCAAUGUGCGUCCAUUAAAAGUGCUUGUUUUUGUUACUGACACUCAGAUUUUUACUAUGUGCCUAUGAUAACAUUAUAGACCAGACCCUCCGAUAGAUUAAACAUUUUCUCCUACUGAUUUCAGGCUGGCUCAAUUGUUUCAGGAAGACAAUACAGACAGAGUGGAUCAAGUGGAUGGUAAAGAUAAACGCUUCAUUUUUCUAUAGGUUGUACUGUAUACAUGCAGUUAUACAGUUAUACAUACUACAUAAUGCUGUUAGACACAUACAGAGAUACAUAUAAUAAUCUGAGCAUAUCAGUGGCAAAAACAAGCACUUCAGAGGACAUAAAUUGAUGGCAUGCUACUGUCAUGAAGAUCACAUUGCGGCCUUUGCUGAAAACCAGGUUGAAAACACGUUUCCCUCUUAGACUGGACAUGGAUAGCGAACAUACAUUUAAAAUAUGCUAAAGGCUAAUCAGAACUGAAAAGGCUCUCACACUUGGAAAGCACAACCUGCCACCAAACUGUACAACACUGUAAUACACUGAGAUUUGAGCACCAACUACAGUAAGUCAGUCAUUUUGAACUAUGAAGUUUUGGAUAAUAUGCCCAUUAACUUUCUUGCUGAGAGUUAGAUGAGACGAUAGAUAACACUCUCAUGUACCUUCAAUAUAAGGCUACAGUCAGCAGCUGGUUGUCUUAGCUUAGUACAUAGACUAUAUAAUGACAUGACAACCCCCUGAAAGUGAAGCCAAAACAUCUCGAUCGCCCCCUGGUGGCUGGCUGCAGUAUAGGUCAUAAACCCCGCCCCCUGUCAUGUUUGCAAAUGGGACAUGGGCCAGACUAAAAAAUUAUAAUAAACAUCCAAUACAUUUUUCCCAAGGAUGAUGGUUUCUGUAAUUUUAGGUAGUUCUUAUCAUGCUGCUGUAUGUUCAAGUGUCUUUAUGCUAAGUUUGGUGUUAAUAAUUUAUUUGAUGCCUUAAAAUGGGGGGUUGAUGUCAUUCCAAUCUAUGGAGCUGCUGACAAUUAGGUUGGAAGGCGGGAACUUGAUAGAGCAGAGAUUGCUAAUGUGCAGACCCUGGCUCCAAAUGAUGUCACUAGGGCAAGAUGGCAGCGCCGGUAUCUGGGAUAUUUUGGCUUCACUUUUGUACAGUGGGAGGAGGAGGCCUUGUCUAUCUUUAUAUAGGCUGCAGUCAUUGGCUUAGCAAAAAGACUGGAAAGAGGAAGGACUGGCUCUGUAGAAAGAUAACAAAAUCUUCAUACUAGUAUUUCUUUAGUUUGCCAGAUAAAUAAUUAGCAUCUUGUUUAAUCCAAAAGUUUAAGAACACCAAGUUGUGGUGUUAUAAGGAAGUUCAAGUUGUGGUGUUAUGAGGAAGUUCUGUACCAGACUAUUAAUGAUAGACUUGCUCUGUCCAGUAGCAUGAAUAGUCCUGUGCUGGUAGGCAGAUUUUUGUUUGGCAGAGCCAGGUCAGCUGUCACACAAAAUUAAAUAUGACUCUGGUAAAUCAGCAGUUAGCAGGAUUCAGGAAACUUGAGAGGCUGUUCAAUAUUAGCCAUCACCACAGAAUGACCUUCCCUAAAAGCCCUUUGUUCAUUGUACUAUACCUUAGUCGACACUAUCUUCAGAGUUGUGAACUGUGACUGAAGAUGGAGGCUUUUUUUCUUUGGACAGUAUUUGUUUAGAUGACCAGACAUUGAAUUGUGUGUACAGUAAACCUAACUGAAGGUAAACAUGUCAUGAUAUUGCACUUGAGAGUAAUAAAGUAGUCAUGCAGAUGGGGGUUUGAGGGUGGAUGGGGGGAACUAAUUGAAUGUGGGUAUGGUAUUAAAAAAGCCCUGGUAAUGUAGCUCAUGGUGACAAGACCGACAGUGCACCAGGACUGAAUUGUACAGAUCUGAGAAAUACUGAAUGUUCCUUGUAUACUAAUACAUAUACUGUACUAUACUUAAUGUGAAUUUGCAAAAUUCCUACAUCAGACAAGCAGUAAAACCAAUA
This is a messenger RNA of Epinephelus fuscoguttatus (brown-marbled grouper), 6649 nucleotides long. RefSeq names its product nerve growth factor receptor b (gene ngfrb). Bases 320 to 1618 code for a protein of 432 amino acids. The transcript has 6 exons. Gene Ontology annotation, cellular component: plasma membrane; cell surface. The record is from RefSeq and is a predicted model, not a curated record. NCBI's taxonomy places the organism in Eukaryota, Metazoa, Chordata, Actinopteri, Perciformes, Serranidae. Gene Ontology annotation, molecular function: coreceptor activity; nerve growth factor binding; death receptor activity. Gene Ontology annotation, biological process: Rho protein signal transduction.